Messenger RNA from Fraxinus pennsylvanica, 375 nucleotides. NCBI's taxonomy places the organism in Eukaryota, Viridiplantae, Streptophyta, Magnoliopsida, Lamiales, Oleaceae. The record is from the annotation of a GenBank genome assembly.
AUGCCAGAUAUUGUCCAUGAAAAACUUAAUUUACUGCCACCAGCAGCUGCCGCUGGUGGCAGCAGAGGUGGGGAGGAGUCCAGUGUCGUCAUUUUCAACAAAUACGAGCUAGGGCAGCUCCUGGGAUAUGGGGCCUUCGCGAAGGUCUACCAUGCACGAGAUGUGCGUACUGGCCAGAGUGUGGCGAUCAAAGUCGUAGACAAGGAGUGGAUCCUCAAGGAAAACCUCAAGGAGAAUGUCAUAAGGGAGAUCUCUAUCAUGUGCUGGCUGCGCCAUCCCCAUAUCGUACACCUUCACGAGGUUUUGGCGACCAAGACUCGAAUAUACUACGUAAUGGAGUAUGCCAAAGGUGGAGCAUUUUUAAAAAAAUCGUGA